GAAGAAGAAGAAGAAGAAGAAGCAGGAAGCGCAGUAUACUGUUGGCUGUUGAGGAAAGUAAACUAUGGCAGAUGACAAGAAUCCUUUGGGCCAGCUUAAGGAUUUGGUGGAGCUGAAGGACCAGCUGGAGGACAUACAGAGACGAGUGGAAGAUGAGAUACAGGCUGGGGUUCCUCCGGGAGGCAGUCUGCUGGCUUCUCCUUUCUUGAAGGGCUUUCUGGCCGGGUACAUCGUUGCUAGGCUACGCUCUUCAGCAUUACUGGGUGUUGCAGUAGGGACAUGCACAGGAAUCUAUGCAGCACAAAAUUACGCGGUUCCCAACAUUGAAAACACUGUUAAAGACUACAUACGUAGCCUGAAAGAAGGACGAAAAUAAAAUUUGAUAAAAUUAAGAAUAACAAAAGAGAAAAAACAAAAUAGUCAUCUACAAAAACAGGGAGUGACACAGGAGCAGAUGUGUAUUAAAAAAAAAGAGGAUCAUUCUUAUAUAUUGAUACAACUGAACAUGGUUUAUUUAUUUCAGUGUCAUGCACAGAGCGUGCCCAGCCCAAUGGGCUUACAAGGCACUAUACAUUAUAAAUCAAAACAAUUCCAAGAUGGUUAAAUGCACGUUUAGACCCAAAUCCCACCAUUAUAGAUUAUAAUUGCUGAUAAAGUUGGUAUCUGAACCCAAGCCUGUCACUAUAACACACACUGCCUGAAAUUUUAUUGACAAUAAAGCCAAUUGGUAUUCACAUGACAAGCAUGUUGAGUUGAGCUUUUAAAAAGAGGUUCACUAGAGAUAAAAAAAAAAACAAGUCUAUCAUGACAUUAAAAGAAGGCAUAGAAUGACCUCAUUUUACAUUGUGUCUCUGCAGAGUACCUCCACUCUAAGAUUACAGAUGGGAAAUUCUACAGUCUGUUCAAAACUAAGGUUUAGUAUUCCUGUAUUUGUAGAUGUUUUGUGUAUUCCACACAAUGCACUCCUGAACUAGGUCAUCCAAACUUAUUUAAAGGUGUUUAUUUAAAGGUGCAGCUUUAUUGCACCCAGUACUUUCAACAGGGAAAUGUGUUUUAUGUUAUACACACACACACAUAUAUAUAUAUAUAUAUAUAUAUAUAUAUAUAACAGUGCCUACUCGGGUUGUGACUUGAUGUUAUCAUCUCGUGCCAUGUGUGCAAUAGCCUCUUCCUGAUAAGAUUUGGCUGCCUAUUUUUACAUGCUGGAAAGUAAUUGAUCUUUUGCACUUUUUCCUCAUUAAAAUAUGGUGCUUGUAUCCAUUUUUGUUGUUUGUUUAGCCGUUGUACGAAAGAUGGAUGUAGCCAUGGUAGCAUCAUCCAGUGGUCUGUCAUUUGUUUUUCAACAUCUGGGGUUUAUUCAACAAAAUUACUCUGACAAUACACUCCUUACACACCCUGCUUUUAUGCUUUAUUUUAUUUUAAAUGAGACCAUGAUUUAGAAAUUUUAAUUAUUUGAAAACUAUCUUUUGAAAUGUUGAAAUAGUAUAAUGAAAUUUUCUCAGACUUCCCUUUCAUUUAGUUUAGCAAGUUGGAGAAGUCUGCCCCUGCUGGCCAGUUAAUAUAAUUUUUCUUCCUUCAUGUAGGCUACAUCCAUCUAUUAUCCACAAUCUGUGGUUGUAUUAUGGUUUCUCUUUGUUUAGAAAUUUAAAUUGAAAUGGAUGAAUGUAAUUAUUCCCAAAAGUAUAACACUGAUACUGCAGAAACGGCAAAAACUACAUUUAAAAUACCUGAAAACACCAGUAGCAAACAAGUAGAGACAAGGCAAUGUUUGACCUUUAUUUUACUUGGGUAGUAUUUCACAUAAGUGGAUAACCUAAAAAAAGUGGAAAAUACAGGCCUAAAUUUAGUAUAUAUACACACUAACCUGCAUUUAGUGUUUCUCUAAUUUGAACCCACUAUUGUUUUGAAUGAGUAAUAACACUAUAUAAUGAAUAAUUAUCUUCUGAAUCAUGCUUGGCUAAGGAAUAUAAGUCCAAAGAAACUCUAAGCUGGUUUCCUCAUGAUCGUACGUAAGCUGCUGUUCUGAUCCUUGUUGGUGCCUGAAACUAAUAUAGUUUAUGUAAACUAUUUGGUCUGUUAGGUACAAGAUAAAUAAGCCAUAAACGAGAAAUGAUAUUUUUAAUUUUGUGCUCAUUGAAUAUCUAUCUUUGACUUGAACUGUGUAUCAGAAGAAUAUUUGUACCGUGACUGGAAAAAAAAGGUGCCUAUUGACAAUGAUUUUGUUGUUUGUCUUUGUAUUGCAUGAUGUUUCCCUCUUUUUUUUAAAAGCAUUUACUUCUUGUAUAUAAAGGUUAUGAUGAGUCUGUUGACACCUUUGUUUUCUUUCAUUGGUGUCUGUACAGAAAUGUUUGAAAAAUCACUGUGGUAUUAUGAUGAAAGAAAACAACCAAGCAGUCUGUUAAAGGUUUAUUUGGGUUGUUCUAAUAAAUGAGGAAAAUACAGUUUUUGUGUCAUUUGUACCAAAUUAAUAAUUGUGUCCUGGUGUAUCAGUACAUUUGUAGAAGUAUUUUCCUUAUAACUAAUACAUUAAGUACACACAACAAAUGCAGACAAAGCACAAAAAGAAAUUCUUAUCCUUUAAUUGCCAUUUUGAAUACUAAUCACAGUCAAAAUGCCCUGCAUCUAACAUUAGUUG
Melanotaenia boesemani (Boeseman's rainbowfish) is the source of this 2635-nucleotide messenger RNA. Its product is annotated as SLC35A4 upstream open reading frame protein-like. NCBI's taxonomy places the organism in Eukaryota, Metazoa, Chordata, Actinopteri, Atheriniformes, Melanotaeniidae. The record is from RefSeq and is a predicted model, not a curated record. The transcript is spliced from 3 exons. Bases 65 to 376 code for a protein of 103 amino acids.